This is a messenger RNA of Hermetia illucens (black soldier fly), 1356 nucleotides long. RefSeq names its product BAG family molecular chaperone regulator 2. Gene Ontology annotation, molecular function: adenyl-nucleotide exchange factor activity; protein-folding chaperone binding. The transcript has 5 exons. Gene Ontology annotation, biological process: protein stabilization. Lineage: Eukaryota; Metazoa; Arthropoda; Insecta; Diptera; Stratiomyidae. The coding region runs from base 394 to 1089 and encodes 231 amino acids. The record is from RefSeq and is a predicted model, not a curated record.
ACUGUUCCUCACAAUCAAAUUGGAAACAACUCAUUCAGGUUGUCUUAUUCGAACUCGCAUACAUUCAAUUCAAAUGUCAUCGAUGACAGUCGGGUGAGAAAAAAAUUGACGAAGCCGAGCUAUUGGUAUCUUGUGGAAAAUUCUGGCAUAUUUUAGAAACUGACUGGCUCGGAUUAGAGAGUUUGCUGGCCGGUUUGUGGGAACAUAACCAUCAAAAAACAUAAGCGAAAACAAACGCACGUAGAAACAAUCCCCAUUUCACUUGCUCAUAGCGAUCAUCUCGCUCAUUGCGCCGAAGUAGUAUUUUGGGCAAAUCUGUCUGCAGCACUGGACCAAUAUUCUUACAGAACGCCAGAAUUGUUUGCCGCUAGUCGCGCAGCGGACGAAGAAGCCAUGGAGGUAGAUCCUGCGCAAGAAAUGUCCUCGUCAUCAUCUGGUCAAAAUUUCGAAGCAUCAGCGGCGGCUGCGAGCACCAGCACGUCCAUCCCGUCUCUGUGGGAAUACCCAAAAAGUGGCGAAGAACAUGUACAGAUUGAUGAUCGCAAUGUCAUUGACAGACCAUUCAACUUAAAUGAAAGAUUCGUAUCAGUUCUGGACCAACUCGACAGCCGUGUUGAGAAAUUGCGGAAGGAAGCCGUCGUGUUACAGGAAAAACGUGACUACCUGCUGAUGUCUAUCGACCUCAUAAAGAAUAAUGAAUUACUUCAUGGAAUGCAUGACCAUGAACGAGAAGAAAUCUUCUACUACAUACAACGCGUUAAUUCUCGUCUAUCAACGGUGGAGUUAAUGGUUAAAACCGUCCGAGACCCAGCACAAGAAGACUCAUUACAUCAAGUGAACAUGUUGAUAGAUUCAUUAAUAACAAAUAACGAUUCGGCCGUAUCACGGCAACGAUGUCAAACAUUUUUAAAUGCUUGUAGUGGUUCAGAUCCCGAAAACCAAUCAGUUAGCUUUUCGGGUGUGGAUCGAGUUGUUGAUAAAACGUUCGAAAGCGCUUUGCUUGGAUGCACAUUAGAUGAUCAAAAGAACAUCAAAAAACGCCUACAAGCCCUCAUGAAUUACCUGAACAAACAAAUUGUUAGCGACUAAUCUUCAUUAAUCCAAUGUUUUUAUUAAAAGAAAAAUUAUCUCAGAUAGAGUGAUUUGCAACAAACUGAAAUUGUUAUGGAUAUAUGUCACUUCUAUAAACUGCUAUAUGUCGGCAAGCAAACGAAUGAAUAUUCUGAUCGAAAGCUUCUAUUAAUGUUUCAUUGUGUACGUUUUUAGUUGCAGUUUAACAAGCUGUAUGCAGUUCGAGCUGAUCCUUUUUGAUUUUCAUGUUUUCUACGACAGGUUAUUAAAAUAUUUUGAAAACAA